AUUGACGUAGCAUGGGCAACGUACACAAUGGUCGGUAAUAUGAUUUCAAUGGAGUUUCCUAGCUCAUAAAAAGUAUCUCUGGUGUUAUACACCACUGUUGGAUGAGAGCGUUUUGUGAUUCUCGCAGUGCAGCGUGGGAUAGCGGAGGCGCAACCGACCGAGAGAAAUGGAUGUGUUUCUGAUGAUCAGGCGUCACAAGACGACCAUCUUCACUGAUGCCAAAGAGUCCACUACGGUCUACGAACUGAAGCGCAUAGUGGAGGGUAUCCUAAAGAGGGCCCCGGAGGAACAGAGGCUGUACAAGGAUGACAUGUUGCUGGAGGAUAGUAAGACUCUUGGAGACUGUGGCUUCACAAAUCAGACAGCCAGACCUCAGGCCCCAGGGACUGUUGGAUUAGCUUUCCGUCUCGGUGAUGAUGCAUUUGAGCAGCUGAGGGUUGAGCCCUUCUCUAGCCCCCCAGAGCUUCCUGACGUCAUGAAGCCUCAGGACUCUGGCAGCACAGCCAAUGAGCAGGCUGUGCAGUGAAGGAAGGAAGGAAGCGGGGGGGGGGGUGCUUUGGAUUAGGUAGGCUGGCUUUACGGACUGCUUUAGGGUAACAUGCGAGUGUACCUGUGAGAUCUUUAACUUUGCAGGAAGAACAUGAAUUCCCACUCACACAGGAGUAUUUUCAUGUUAUUCCUGAACUAGGCUCACGCAUGUUUAGAUUCACUCAUAAGAUCCCUCAACAAACAUUUCUAAUUUGUCAGGCCACUGUCAGUAAGGGGGUUGGGAAAAAUUGAAAAAUGAUUCAUACCUCAUUUAAUUCAUACUAGUCUUUUGGGGUGGGUGUAGCCUGUCUUUUGACUAUGUGGAUUUGCGAAUGGAGUGGCUAUUACAUUUUUAGAAUGCCCUCUUGCUGAUUGCAUUGUUUUUCAUUCUUCAAUAUUAAUAUUACAAUUUAGCGUUUUUUAAAUUACUCCUUGGGGUGUUAGUAUGUGGUGCAACAAAGGGUUUGUGUUAUUAGCUUAUCUAGAUAACAUACGCAUGAAUGGAUCUGAAAUAAACACACAAACAUGUUGAUGCCAUGACAUAAAAUGUAUAGCAGAACACAUGUACUUGCAGACACGGACACACACACACAGAGAAUGGUGUGAAGAUUUACAAUCAUCAGUUUUAUUUCAGUGUGACGGUAUUAAGCUUUCCCCACUCUGGUUUUUGUUUGCUUGUUUCUUUACUUUUGAACCUUUGCACUGGAGUUCCUGGGUAAUUUUGUUUCUUCUCGAGUCUCUAUACAAAACUGUACCAAUUUGACCCCUAUCCCCCAAAUUACACCGGGGGGGGGGGGUCUGAAGUGUAAAUGGAAACCUUCAGUGGAAAUAGACAGGAAUCACUAAUCUUUUCUGAUAAACAAGCAAGAAGGUACAAAUCACUGGUGUUGAAUUGAAAUAGGUGUAAACUGUCUCUUAGAUUCAACAACCUGACUUUGGGGUGGUUGUCAUGACGCUUUUUUUAAGAUAUGAUGGCAAUGGUUCACCAACAAGCUCUUUUAAAAACAGGACUAUGAAACAAGCAACACAUGUAAUUGUCUUGAGUUGACAUUAAAAAAAAAAAAUCUUUGUCA
Oncorhynchus keta (chum salmon) is the source of this 1601-nucleotide messenger RNA. Its product is annotated as elongin-B. Gene Ontology annotation, cellular component: VCB complex; elongin complex. Bases 167 to 526 code for a protein of 119 amino acids. Gene Ontology annotation, molecular function: protein binding. Gene Ontology annotation, biological process: transcription elongation by RNA polymerase II. The transcript has 4 exons. Lineage: Eukaryota; Metazoa; Chordata; Actinopteri; Salmoniformes; Salmonidae. The record is from RefSeq and is a predicted model, not a curated record.